Molecule: messenger RNA, 1258 nt
Organism: Brassica oleracea var. oleracea
Lineage: Eukaryota; Viridiplantae; Streptophyta; Magnoliopsida; Brassicales; Brassicaceae
Exons: 3
Coding region: 1-873 (290 amino acids)
Source: RefSeq, a predicted model, not a curated record
AUGGUGGUCAUCAGAGACGAAAGAGCCCAAGAGACUAAAUACAAUAAGAGGAACACAUAUAGUCCCCUCGGUGCGGAGAACAGAGACGACGGCGACCAUCGCGGCGGAGGAGGAUGCGUUAUGACGGUGGUGGUGAUUAAGGUUUUCAUGGUGGCCGUGCUCGCCUUGAGCACGAAGAAGCUAGCCGCGGGGAUCACUCUCUCCGCCUUCUCCCUCCUCUUCCUCGAGCGUGUGUUCACACUCCUAAAUCUCUGCCCCGACGCGCAGGUUCGGCUCGGUACGCUGAUUGGGAAGCUCAUAGGUAGGAAGCGUAUAGAGAAGCUAGAAGAAUCGUCAUCCUCACAGAGAGACAAGGUCUCUUUUGAAAUCAUCGAAAGCGUUGAGGAAACGUCGACAUUGGAUAAGGCGGAGGAGAGAGAGGUGCAGACGAUCAGAGACGUGGUGUUCACGAAAGAGAAGAGUAAAAGCGCGAAGCUGAGAUCAAAGAUAGUGAAGAAGAUUUUGCCGAAGAAGCUGAGGAGUUACAAGAAGAAUAGGAAGAUGAAGCUCGAAGAAAAAGAACGAGCGGUAGAGGUAGUAGAAGAAGAAGAGUUGUUGACUGAAGUUUCCAGUUUGUAUUCCGAGGAUAUAAUGGAGAGCAAAGUAUCUGAGGGAGAUGAGAUUGGUUCGAAUCCGCCAUUGUUGGAGAGCUGUGAAGAGAUCGAGGAAGAAGAAGAAGAAGAAUCAAAAGGGGAUCUAACGAAAGCGAUUGUGCUGAUGAUAGUGAUUGCUCUUGCUGGAUUGUUAAGCGGCAAAGUCGUAGCUAUUGGUCUGACACUCUCUUCGUGUCUGAUUCUGAGAUUGGUCUGCUGUAAAUCUCAAACUAGUCUCUGAACUCCAAAAAAGACUCGGCCUUUGAGAAAUUUUGUUUUGUUCUGUUUCCGUGGCAGUGGUGGGGCCUAUGGAUCAACGGGUUGCGGUGCUGAAAGGGAGUGUUGUUGGGUUGUUGGCAGUUCGAAGCUACAAUUGUUUGCUUAUGAAACUGUAAAUUAAAAACAAAAUCAUAUGAACAGAGGAAAUUGUUAGUGCUUUAUAUAAUGGUCAAAGAGUGAAAAGAAGUGGUUUACUGUGAAGGAGAACAAGUUAUCAGUGUCUUUUGAGAAAUUAAUUGUUAAUAGUGAAAGGCACUCGAGGCAGAGCAUUAACGUUUGUGUCGGCUAGAUCGUCAUUGUUAACAGUGAAAGACACCAUGGGAGAAUGUUGUUGAAUCUAUAGAUGG